GUCCAGCAGCCCACUGAGGAAAAACGUCAAGAAGAGGAAGCACCAACUGAAAAUCAGGGUAUUGCACCUAGUGGGGAGAUCGAAAAUGAAGGAGCACCUGCUGUUCAAGGGCCUGACGUGGAAGCUUUUCAACAGGAACUGGCUCUGCUUAAGAUAGAGGAUGAGCCUGGAGAUGGUCCUGAUGUCAGGGAGGGGACUCUGCCCACUUCUGAUCCCACUAAAGUGCUGGAAGCAGGUGAUGCGCAACCAUAGGUUUACACCAAGAGAAAUGAAGACUGAAACCAAGAAUAUUAUUGUUAUGCUGGAAAUUUGACUGAUAGCAUUCUCUUAAUAAAGUUUUACAGUUUUCUGCAAGGAAUCCUUGCACAUUUUUGUUAAAUUUAUUUCUGGAUCUUUAAUAGUCUUGAGAAUUGUAUCUUUUUUGAACGUUUAAAUCCUGUGUUUGAGAUGGUACAUGGAGAUAAAAUGUUGGUACAUUGAUUUUCUAUCAUAGAUAGAUAGGAA
Messenger RNA from Chlorocebus sabaeus (green monkey), 504 nucleotides. The record is from RefSeq and is a predicted model, not a curated record. NCBI's taxonomy places the organism in Eukaryota, Metazoa, Chordata, Mammalia, Primates, Cercopithecidae.